AAAUACUCAAAUCUUUUUAUCUCUUAAAAGUGAGAACUGUGGUCUGCGGAUAAUUCAAUAACUAAUAACAUUAAUAAUUAUAAUAUUCAUUAUUUCUCGUUAAUAGUCUUUUUUAUCCCAAUUAUAAUUUGUUAUUAAACGAUUUUUAAACUUGUAAUUUUGUGGAAAAUAAUGGAAAAACUGAUUAAAUUAAAAACUUUGAAUUGUCAUAUUACGUGUAAAAUAUGUAGAGGCUAUUUAGUUGAUGCCACAACAGUAACAGAAUGUUUACAUACAUUUUGCAAAAGUUGUCUUGUGAAACAUUUAGAAGAGAACAACAGUUGUCCUACUUGUCAAAUUGUUAUUCAUCAAUCGCAUCCAUUGCAGUAUAUUAGUUUUGAUCGUACGAUGCAGGAUAUUGUAUUUAAAUUAGUACCUGGGCUUCAAUUAGAUGAAAUAAAGCGUGAAAGAGAAUUCUAUAGAAUCAGAGGCUUACCUUAUCCUAAAGAAGUCCCGGCCGGUACUGAAAUUGAUGAUGAUAAGACAGCACAAGAUCAAGCAGCAGCAGAUUCCGACUACCAUAGAACAGAUGAACAAGUAAAUAUUGGAUUGGAAUGUGUCGCAUCUCACUUGAAGUCAUUAAAGAAAAAGUUCCUAAGAGUUUCAUCUCAGGCCACUAUUACACAUCUUAAAAAGUUCAUUGCUGUGAAAGUACUUGAUGGAUCAGAUAAAUACAGAGAUAUUGACAUCUUGUGUAAUGAUGAAUUAUUGGGAAAAGACCACACUCUUAAAUUUGUGUAUGUAACAAGAUGGCGAUUCAGAGAACCCCCUUUAAAACUUCAAUAUAGGCCAAAAUUAGAUUUGUAAAUAAUUUUUUGAUCUGUUUUUUUCAGUAUUGUAUCUUUAACUUAUCGCAUGUACAACUUUUUUUAUAUUAUAUCUGUUAAUUUAAGUUAAAAAUCAUAACUUAUUUAAAGUUAAUUUA
Myzus persicae (green peach aphid) is the source of this 964-nucleotide messenger RNA. RefSeq names its product polycomb group RING finger protein 3 (gene l(3)73Ah). The transcript is spliced from 5 exons. The coding region runs from base 172 to 846 and encodes 224 amino acids. The record is from RefSeq and is a predicted model, not a curated record. Gene Ontology annotation, cellular component: PRC1 complex. NCBI's taxonomy places the organism in Eukaryota, Metazoa, Arthropoda, Insecta, Hemiptera, Aphididae. Gene Ontology annotation, biological process: regulation of transcription by RNA polymerase II.